AUGGUGCGCCACAAACUCUCCUCUCUCCUGCCGCAGCCUGUCCGUCUCCAGCUGGCGGCUGCCCCACAGGCCCUCUCCUUGGAGGAAUUCUCGGCCCUCGUGGACAGAGUGCACGAGGCCCACGUGGUGUCGCCCCCAGCAGACCCCGCCCCAGCCUGCCUGUGCCCCGUCAACGCCGCGGCCCCGACGGACCAGCCAACCGCACCAGCGGAAUCUCUCUCUCUCCACGUCCUCCAGCAACAGGCGGCGGUGACCUCGGGGCUCGCCGUAACCCACCCUGGCUGCAGUGCCCAGCUCCACCGAGACCCGCCUUGCUUCGGUGGAGGCCUCCCUGCGGCGCCUGAAAGCUCUGCUCGCCCGCUCUCCUACCCAGACGGACGCUGCGGUCUGUUACUACCACAGGCGUUUCGGGGAGGAGGCACGCAGCUGCCGACCGCCAUGUGCUUGGCCCCGCCAGGGAAACGGGGCGGGCGGGGGCCGCUAACACCAUUGCCCGCCUCCGCCUCUCUUCCUCGUCUUAGCCCCGACCCGUUGCCCCACUGCCCUAUCUCCGCCUUGUCUCCGCCAGCUGUACAGCCUGCCCCGGGCCCUACGGAACCUGCACCUCCUACGCCGCUGGCCCCGCAGUGUUCCAUGGGCGGCCAUGACGCGCCCGCGUCCUCUGGACGGCCUACUGUCGCCCACACGUCGUCCCCGCCGGCGAAGCAGCGGUCCCGGGAUGGCCGGGCCCCGUCUCCUCCACCAUCACGUCUGCAGCCUACUGGUGGCCGGGCUUCCGCGCCGCCCACCCAUCUGUGA
Molecule: messenger RNA, 798 nt
Organism: Portunus trituberculatus (swimming crab)
Lineage: Eukaryota; Metazoa; Arthropoda; Malacostraca; Decapoda; Portunidae
Product: vegetative cell wall protein gp1-like
Exons: 1
Coding region: 1-798 (265 amino acids)
Source: RefSeq, a predicted model, not a curated record